AUGGCAGGAGGAGACCCACUGAACCGCACUUUUAUUGACGACACACAUCCCUGUUAUCGGAUAAAUACCAUUUCUUCCACAGUUAAAAGAAAUCCUUCCACAUUAUGUGUUUUAUUCUGCAUUUUCAUCAGCUCUGUAUCUGCUGUAACUGUGUUGGGAAACCUUCUGGUAAUAAUCUCUAUUAUUUAUUUCCAACAGCUGCACACUCCAACUAACUUUCUCAUCCUUUCUCUGGCUGUGACCGACCUGCUUGUUGGCUUUGUGGUGUUUCCUCUCAAUAUGGAAUUCUCUGCAACCUCAUGUUUGCACAGUCCUAAUGUGCUUUGCAAUGUACGAAACAGCUUUGACAUAACACUGAGCACAGCGUCUAUCCUUCACAUGUGUUGUAUUUCUAUUGACAGGUACUAUGCAGUGUGCCAGCCUCUGACAUACAGAAAUAAGAUCAAUGGUCAUGUGGUUGUGAUCAUGAUUGUAAUAAGUUGGUGCACUCCCGUUUUUGUCGCUGUUGGUUAUCUUUUUGUCGGAUUGAGUUCUGAAAACUGCCAAGAAAACUGUGCUUUGGGUUUUCUGUUGACAUCUGGAUUGGGAAGUUUAUUUUUAUUUUACCUUCCAGUCAUAAUAAUGUUGUCAAUCUACCUGAAGAUUUUCCUGGUGGCUCAGAAACAGGCACGCAGCAUCCAGAACACCAACUGUCACAGCAAAAAGAAAGGACUGACAGCCAGAAAGGUGGAAGGAAAGGCCACAAGAACUUUGGCAAUUGUAAUGGGAGUCUUUCUGAUAUGUUUGUCUCCUUUUUUUCUGUGCUUAGCUGCUGAGUCCUUGGGAAGUUCCUUUGUGCCUGUUGAAGUGUUUGAAACUGUAGCCUGGCUUGCACUGUUUAACUCCAUGCUCAAUCCGUUCAUCUAUGCUUUCUUUUACAGCUGGUUCAGAUCAGCUUUCAGACUCAUCCUAUCUGGAAAAAUUUUUCAAGGGAAUUGUUCAAACUCAAAAUUGGUUUGA
Messenger RNA from Salarias fasciatus (jewelled blenny), 999 nucleotides. Its product is annotated as trace amine-associated receptor 1-like. The transcript has a single exon. Bases 1 to 999 code for a protein of 332 amino acids. Lineage: Eukaryota; Metazoa; Chordata; Actinopteri; Blenniiformes; Blenniidae. The record is from RefSeq and is a predicted model, not a curated record. Gene Ontology annotation, molecular function: trace-amine receptor activity. Gene Ontology annotation, biological process: G protein-coupled receptor signaling pathway. Gene Ontology annotation, cellular component: membrane.